AUGGGAACAAAGGUGCACUGUGAAAGCUUAUUCCCUGGACAUCAACAUCACUCUAUGAGAGAUCUCAACAACGAAUCCAACGGUUGUAGAUGGCCAUUGUUCUAUGCUGACAAGAAAGCCUCUGCGAAUGAUCAAUUCUACAAUGACAAAGAUGUGGUGAGAAGGACAAUGCUUGAACACGAAGCCGUUUUUAAGGCACAGGUUUUGGAACUUCACCGGGUAUACAGGAUACAGAGAGAUAUGAUGGAUGAACUGAAAAGGAAACAGUUUAAUAAAGAAUGGUUUCCAAACGAGGCAUCAUGUUCAUCUCAAGCUACUAAUGAUGAUCUCCGUAAAUGGAAAAUGCCUAGCUUCCCUUUAGCAAACUCGGUUUACGAUAUACCAUCGAUGUCGGUAGUGGAGGAUAAUGGCAAUUCUCCCAUGAAAGGAAGCUAUUCUCAAGGGGUCAUUGGUCCUGUUCCAUGGCAGAAUGGUGCUAGCUCCAAGAAUGUUGAAACGUUGGAGGUUAGACCGACGAAAAUCAGGAGAAAGAUGAUAGAUCUUUGUCUUCCUCCGGAUGAUGAGUACAUUGAUGAUAAUCAAGAAGUUGUAGAGUUGAAAGACAACAGGGUUAGUCAGCUUCCUAAUGGAGAUGUGAAGACUGGGUAUGGGUCAAGUAGUAGAAGCAAUGGCUUGGCUGAUUUGAAUGAACCAUUUAAGGGUCAAGAAACAAAUGAGUUUGCUAGCCAUAUUCGUGACUACGGGAAAGUUUUGAACUCAGGCAGUGUAAGGGAGCAUGCUCCUGUUAUCUCUCUGCAGCCACAUCAGCCCUUAAGAAUUGGUAAGAUGAUCCACCAAGUUGAUCAUAAUAGUGGCAUACAUAAGUCUGCUACUCCAUUUCAUCAACCUGCCAAGCCACUGUUGGAUUCAUCUUCUCAGCAUAUGCAAGUUUUUAUGAAUAGUUCUCAAAGAGUAAUGGGUUUACCUAAUCCUGGUCCUUCAAGUAAGGCAGUCUUGUGGAAAGAAAGGACGUUUAUUGACCUAGAAGCUGAUACUGAUACUAACACUAGUCAUGAAGUUGCUUCUCAUCAACCACGCCAUUUGUAUCCAUACAAUUCUCCAGAUUCUUCUGUCCCUUGGAACCAUAUGCAUUCUUCUUGGCAAAAUCCUAGCCUUGUCUUCCCUCAGAGAGUUGCUUCAGAGCAGAGGUACCCGGUUAAUGUUCAGAAACAAGGGGGGCUCGGAGAUAGAUUACAGUUUGAAAGCAAUGCUAGAUAUAACUCAGGGUGUGGGAACAACAACCACAACAUGUUUAACAAUGAGUGCUCUUCUUCUUCAUCGAAAUCGAAAUUCUCUGGGACUGGCUAUACUGCUUAUCCUAACGGAGGAAGAAGUGAUUACAGGCCGGGAAAACCAUCGUUGGAAUCAAAUGGCUCGGAGGUGAAGUUUGUGAGAGAUUUGAACUUGAAUGUGACACUUUUUUCAAACACUUCUGUUGUUGAAGUCAGAAAGGACGAAGAAGAACGUCUAGCUACUUUACCAUGGCUUGUUAAACCCAAGUCUACUUGUAACUCUGAGGUGGCUGAUGUGAGACAGAAUCAGAGGAGUAUUGGUGCUGUUCAGAGGGAGGCAGAGACCGAGAAGAUCAACACUAACUUGAACAUUCCUAGAGAUGAAUGCAAUGCAGAAAGAGGUAAAGUUAGGAUGAUGCUAGACAUCAACGAACCGUGUGAACCACUUUCAGAUGCAGAUGAGCAAAUGGAGGAACAGACCGGGACAAAGGUUUCGGUUAGUAAUAAGUGUCAUAUUGAUUUGAACAUGUCGGUUAGUGAAGAGGAAGAAGAUGAAAACUGGUCUGUUCCUACUAGUUCAAGACUGACUUCAAAGACACUCAUGAUAGAUUUGGAAACUGUUCCUGAGUCUGAUGUUGAAGAAGAAGAAGAUGAUGUCUCUAGAGAAAAACCUCCAGAAGAGUCCCCAACACUUGAGAAACAGCCAGAGUUUGAAAAAACAGCAGCAGAGACAAUAGUUGCCAUCUCUUUAACUUGCUUCAAUAGAGAGCUUGAAGCUGUUGUUGCUUCAUCAGAAACAAUCAUCCUUCACUGGUUUGCAGAAACAGUAGACACUCACAGAGACAAUCUAGACCAAAAGCUCGCUUCUCUCUCAAGGAACCAACAACGUUCCAUCGAAGAGAUAGACUACUUCGAGUCAAUGACCUUACAACUACCUGAGACCACAGAAGAAGACUACAUGCCUAAGCCAUUAGUCCCAUCAGACCUCAUAUUACAGGAAACCUCUGCAGUCACAAGCCACCAAAGACCAAGAAGAGGAAACGCUAGAAAAGCAAAACAAAGACGAGACUUCCAAAGAGACAUACUCCCUGGACUUUUGUCUCUUACGAAACACGAAGUAACAGAAGACAUUCAUAUGUUUGAUGGGUUCAUGAGAGCAGCAACGGGUAGCUCCUGGACUCCAGCGAGGAAGAAAACCGGGUCAAGAGGAAGACCGAGACGGGUCGUUACAGUUCCUGAACCGGUUUAUUAUCCUUCGGUUCAGCAACAUGUGGGGAACAAUGGUGAGGUUGAAGAUAGAAGCUUUGCAGGUUGGGGUAAAAUGACAAGAAGGCCGAGGAGACAACGUUGUCCUCCUCCGCCAACUGUAACUACUACUACAAGUAACCAACGUCACGCGCCUUUCACUUGGGGUAGAAAAUUCAGCAGCAAAUCUGAGGAGACAACGAGUUCGAACUAUUCAUUCACAGAAGCCACUUGUAUGCAACAUUGGCGUAAAAACUGGGAAAGCAAGAGAAGGAACCGGUUAACAUCGAGUACAUUCGCUCAAGCCAUCGGGUUCUGGCCAAACCGUAGAGUCCAACUCUGGUUAGAGAAAAUCGGAGCUAAAGAGCCGUUUUCAGGAAACGCGGCCACGUGCUGGACCAAGAUCAAAGAGCUUGAAGCACUCAAUCGUUACCACGUUUUAACGGGACACGACUUUGUCUUCCCCGAGUUCGUCACUUCACAAGAAGACUGGUUAGGAGCUUCACCAGAUGGAGACAUGUACGGUUUGGUCAACAGAGGAAUGCUCGAAGUGAAGUGUCCGUACGGAGAGGCUUAUCCGUGGAAGAAAGUGCCGUGGCAUUAUGUGCCACAAGCUCAGGGGUUGAUGGAGAUUAUGGGGAGAGAUUGGUUGGAUUUGUAUUGUUGGACUGUUAAUGGGAGUAGUCUUUUUAGGAUUGAGAGAGAUUCUUUGUUUUGGAGGGAGAUGAAACCAACGCUUGUUGAUUUUUGGGAGAGGCAUGUUGUUCCUGGGAGAGACAGGUUUAGUGAUGGUUCUAUUGUAAUAACAGAUCCUUUGGUGGAGCUGGUAGAGUUUGUGCCUGAAUCUAGACAUGAACGGUGUAAUCAGAUUUUGCGUGGGACUGAGAGGAUUAUGGAUCACUCUUGUAAGCGUUUGUUUUAUGAAAUUAAUGGCCAGAUCUUAGACUGA
Eruca vesicaria subsp. sativa (arugula) is the source of this 3465-nucleotide messenger RNA. The record is from the annotation of a GenBank genome assembly. Lineage: Eukaryota; Viridiplantae; Streptophyta; Magnoliopsida; Brassicales; Brassicaceae.